Messenger RNA from Dama dama (fallow deer), 2136 nucleotides. RefSeq names its product divergent protein kinase domain 1C (gene DIPK1C). The record is from RefSeq and is a predicted model, not a curated record. Lineage: Eukaryota; Metazoa; Chordata; Mammalia; Artiodactyla; Cervidae. Bases 1 to 1791 code for a protein of 596 amino acids. The transcript has 7 exons.
AUGCUGCGGAAGCUGCAGGACGACGGCCCAUCCUCGCCCCACAGCUGCAUCCAGCCCCACCGCACGGCGCUGAGAGCUGUCUUCUCGGGCAAGGAAGCCGACUGCCACACUCUGGGUCCUGGGCCCCCAGACGGCUCCGUGCUGGGCCGCCCCCCCCGACCCAGCUCCAUGCUUGCCGAGCAGGUGGAGCUGCAGAUGACUCCGACGCGGUUUACUUUCAGCAUGUUCCGCGCGGCGCAGCUUGUCACGUGCCGAAAGGGAAGUAUUCUGGACUCCCCACCCCAACCCACCCCGCUGACGGCCUGGCGCCGGCCACCCGGCGGCCUCCCCUCCCUCCCCUCGCGCUGCAUCUCCCCCGCGCCCCCUCCCCCGCCGGGCGGUGGAGCCGCGGAGCCCGGACGCGAGCGUGGGGCGCAGGCGGCGUGGGGCGGGCUCGGCGGGCGGGCCAUGGCGCGGGCGCGGGCGGCGGGCGCGCGGGGCCGGCCCGGGCGCUGCGGGCUGGGCGGGCGCUGCGGGCGCCGCGCGCUGUUGGCCUGCGUCGCGUGGACCGCGGGCUGGGUGCUGGCGGCCGCGCUGCUGCUCCGCGCGCACCCGGGCGUCCCCUCCGAGCACUGCAGCGACGAGAAGAGCCGGCGCAUCCUGGCCGCGCUGUGCCAGGACUACCGGGGCGGCGCGCUGGGCGGAGACCUGUGUGAGGACCUGUGCGAGGCGGGGAAGCUGCGGUACCGGCGCUGCUUGUACUAUGAGCGCGGCAAGAAGGUGCUGCAAGCCGACUGGCGCGGCCGGCCCGUGGUGCUCAAGUCCAAGGAGGAGGCCUUCUCCAGCUUCUCGCCGCUCGGCCUCCUGGACGGGCAGCCCGGGGCUGGCGGUCAGGACUUGCCGGAGGCCGAGCUGCUGGUGCUGGCGGCCGGGGAGGCGCGGAGCGCGCUGGGCCUGGCGCCGGCCGAGGGCGGCCUGGGCCGGCUGGGGCUGGCGCGGCGGGGCCCGCGGCGGCGGGGCCAGCUGGCCAGCCUGUGGGCGCUGCUGCAGCAGGAGGAGUUCGUGCUGCUCAGCCUGCUCCGCGGCCGCAGCCCGCACGCCCCGCCCGUGCUGGGCUCCUGCGGCCACUUCUACGCCGUGGAGCACCUGGCGGCCGGCAGCCCCGGCCACCGCGCCCUCUUCCCGCUCGGCCCGGACGGCGGGCGCCGCGGCCAGGCGCGCGCGGUCAGCGGCGUGGCGCUCAGCUUCCUGGACAUGGUCCGCCACUUCGACCAUGACUUCGCCCACCGCCUGCACCUCUGCGACGUCAAGCCCGAGAACUUCGCCAUCCGGAGCGACUUCACGGUGGUGGCUAUUGAUGUGGACAUGGCUUUUUUCGAACCUAAAAUGAGGGAAAUUCUCGAGCAAAACUGCACGCGGGAUGAAGACUGCAAUUUCUUUGAUUGUUUUUCAAAGUGUGAUCUGAGAGUGCACAGGUGCGGGGCCCAGAGAGCCAACAGCAACCUGCAGGUGGUCUGCGACAAGAUCUUCCGCCACUGGUUCUCCUCACCCCAUGGCAGCUCCGCGAUGUCAGGCCCGCUGCGGGGGCAGCUGCAGGCAGCGGUGCAGGAGUGCGCGGCCCCCAGCGCCCAGGGCAUGCCCCGCAUGCUCGGGAGGCUGCGAAGCCUGCUCCAGGCCGCGCUGCGGGAGCUGCAGGAUGGCGAGGAGCUGCACCCCUGGGCGAGGAGCCGUCCGCGAGGGGACACUCACCGUGGGACCCCGGGCGCUACCCGGAAGGCCCCAGCCGGCCUCGGCCAUCACCCCCUUGAGUGACGCGAGGGACGGGUCUGGCGCCAGGGUCUCCCCUGUGCAGGAGCAGGAGUGUCCACGGGGCCCUGCAGACUCCCAGUGCAACAGCGUGCACAGGGGUGUGCGCAUGCAUGUGCACAAGGGUGUGCAAGUGUGCAUGGGCACAUGGCCGUGAGAGCUGUGCAGGUGUGUGGACGUGUGUGAGCAGGUGAGUGCCUGGGGCGUGUGCUCCUCCGGGCGGGGAAGGCACUGUCUCUGGCGGGUCCUGGAGCUUAGGGCCUCCGGAGCAGAAUCACCUUUGUUUGAUUGAAAGCAUUGAAGGAAUUGAAAACAUUAAAAAACACAAGUCUGGGAGCUGUAGUCUGUACU